AUGAAAAUAUCACUCCUGCUACAACUUUCUUACAUUACUGUGCUAGUGGUGUGUGGCCAAUGUUUGGGCAAUGAAAAGGCGUUGUUGCUUAAACUCCAGAAAAGCCUUACGUUCAAUUCUUCUAGAUCAACCAAACUGGUUAAAUGGGAUGUAAACACCGACUGUUGCCUGUGGCCAGGUGUAAGUUGUGAUCAAGAAGGUCAUGUGCUUGUUCUGGAGCUGGACCAUGAAGUAAUCACUAGUAGAGUUCCUGAAUUUAUAGCAAAUUUUACAAAAUUGAGUCUCCGGAGCUGCAAAUUGUUUGGUCCAUUUCCUAGUAAAAUCUUUCAGGUACAAACUCUUCAGGAGCUUGAUUUAUCAUACAAUGAAAACCUUACUGGCACUUUACCUGACUUUCCACAAAAGAGUGCAUUAAGGGAAGUAGUGCUUCGUAACACGGGAUUCACCAGUCCCCUACCGGAUUCAAUUGCUAACCUUCGGAAUUUGACCCGGCUUGACAUAGGAAGUUGCAAUUUCAGUGGAGAUAUUCCAUCAAAAAUGGGAAGUCUCACAGAUCUGGUUUACCUAGACUUGUCAUUUAACAGUUUUACUGGCUCGAUCCCAUUCUUUCAUAAGGCAAAGAAGCUCGUUUACAUUAACCUUUCUGAUAACAAUGGUCCAUUUUCUUCCACUCAAACUCAAAUUGCAGUUCUCCUUUCCCUCCCGUCCUUGCAGUUUCUCAGUAUUCAGAACAGUCGUUUAAGUGGAGAAAUCCAUGAAUUUUCAAAUGCAUCCUCUUCUGUUCUUGAUACACUUGAUUUGCAUAAUAAUCAUCUGAAUGGAUCUAUUCCGCGGUCUAUCUUUCAACUCAAAAGUCUUUCUGAACUAGUGCUUUCUUCCAACUCUUUCAGUGGGACCAUUAAUCUUGAAGCGAUUAGCGGACUUCCUAGGCCAACCACCCUCGACCUUUCUUACAACAACUUGAGAAUUGUAAGUAAUUCAACCUCAUUUCCCUUUCCAGCUAAGAUGCACCACCUGAGGUUGGCUUCAUGCCAGUUGCAGAAGUUUCCUGAUCUCAAAAACCAAUCAUUCUUAUUUGAAUUAGACCUUUCGGACAACAAAAUUAGAGGGGGAAUACCAAAUUGGGUUUGGAAAGUUGGAAUUUUGAAUCUUUCUCACAACCUCCUGGAGUCUCUAGAACAAUCUCACAUGUCUACCACUCCUCUUUCCAUUGAUUUGAGUUGCAAUAGGAUCAAGGGUAAACCACCCUUUCUACCACCUGACAUUGCUGCUACGUAUCACCUUAGUAGAUGGGGAGGUAGUAUUACUUUCUUAUCACUUGCCAAUAAUGAAUUUACGGGAUCAAUACCCUCUUUCAUAUGCAAUCUAUAUCAGCUUAAAUUUCUUGAUAUGUCAAACAACUCAUUUAACAACAAAAUACCUUCAUGUCUAUUCCAAAAGGCUGACCGUUUCGUAGUACUGAAUCUUGGGAGAAACAAACUAAGUGGCACUAUUCCGGACACAUUUCCACUAAAUUGUAGUUUGAGAACUUUAGACCUCAGCAGCAAUAUCUUAGAAGGAACAGUUCCAAGAUCCCUGCUUACAUGUCAACCUUUGGAGGUUUUGAACAUUGGAAACAACAAGAUUGAAGAUACAUUCCCAUGCAUGUUUCAUUAUUUUUCCAAUUUGCAUGUACUAGUUAUGAGGUUGAACAAGUUCUACGGGGAUCUCCAGUGUUCUGUUGCUAAUCAAACCUGGUCAAGUAUUCAAAUUGUGGAUCUUGCUUACAAUAAUUUCAGCGGUGCACUGCUACCACAAUACUUCUCGAACUUGAAAGGCAUGAUGCAAAGCAGAAAUCUAGACCCAGGGGAGCAUUAUUUGCAUGUUGAUAGUCUGUAUCAAGACAAGGUGACUUUAACUAUCAAAGGUCUAACAGUGGAAUAUGUGAAAAUUCUUGUAGUUUUAACAUCCAUUGAUUUCUCUUGCAACAACUUUCAAGGGGAGAUACCUGAGACAUUGGGAGAUCUCAAAUCACUUAUCCAUCUUAACUUCUCACAUAAUGCUUUGACUGGAAGAAUACCAAAGGCUCUUGGAAAGUUGACUCAGUUUGAAUCCUUAGAUUUCUCAGGUAACCAUUUAAGCGGGAGAAUUCCAGACGAGCUCGUGAGUCUCACAUUUCUUGCUUUCUUGAACCUAUCUUUUAAUCAACUAUCUGGUAGGAUUCCAAGUGGCAACCAAUUUCAGACAUUCUCAGCAGAUUCCUUUGAAGGGAACAUUGGGUUGUGCGGUGUACCUUUAAAGAAAACGUGCAGUGAAACCAAAGUGAAUGGAUCAUCACAACCUAACAACCAUUCUGAACAUGAAAUUGAUGGGAAAUAUAUAAGUUUUUCCUUGGGAUCUUCUAUGGCUUUUGGCAUCGUAACCUGGCUUCUUUUGCAUAGCCAAAGAUACAAUGAGCUCGUUGAUGGACUUCUUUUAAGAAUUUUGGGUCGGCACAAAAGGAGGAGAAAGAAUAAAAACCAAAGGAGGCCAAGAAAAAUAAGGCUAUAG
Molecule: messenger RNA, 2529 nt
Organism: Solanum lycopersicum (tomato)
Lineage: Eukaryota; Viridiplantae; Streptophyta; Magnoliopsida; Solanales; Solanaceae
Source: RefSeq, a predicted model, not a curated record